UUUUCGAACAGCUGUCGUGAAGUAGGGCAGCCACUGUGUGCUCGCCCCACGCGCGAGCUGUGUUGUCCGUGCUCACGACUCGGUCACGGUGUCUGUGUUUCGCCUCUUUGUGUUAGCACACACUCGGCGUUUAUUUCCUACCACUCGACUUCUUAUUGUAGGGUUAAACUCGUUAAAUUUUCGUCACUUAAAAAUAUUUUUAAGAAGAAUACUAAACCCGAGUAAGGAAGGGAAAGAACUGUGAAAGACGCAUGUGGUCUGUGUUGUGGAAGACAAAGUGAAAGAAAUGUAAACAAGGCCGUGUCAUCUUUGCCGCGUGGUUUGUGUUACAUAACUCGUAUUCGCUGGAGCGUAACUGGAUUACUACACACAAUGAGUGGGCUGGAUAAGGCGUAGAUUAAACAUGGACGAUUCAGACGAGAAUAUAUCCUACAAGAUGGCCACCGGUAUCCCCAGCUACAAGGUGAUCCUACACGGCGAGUACGGCGUGGGCAAGAGCUCCAUCUUCAGGAGGUUCAUGAACAACUCCUUCACCACGGCCACCGGCAAACAGUCGUCUAUAGGCCUGGACCAGUGCACAAGGACCAUCAACCUCGGCUCCCAGGAUGUUAAGCUGACCCUGUGGGACACAGGUGGCAUGGAGCGCAUGUCUUUCAUUGGCUCCAGCUACUACAGGGGCGCCCACGCCGCCCUCCUCUGCUACAGCGUCAACAACAAGGACACCUUCACCAUCCUCUCCCAGUACAUCCUCGACAUCGUCAUGAACGCCGAGGGCGCCAAAAUAUUCCUCUGUGGGAACAUGUCCGACCAGGUGCCGGCAGACGGCAGUGGGAACGUCGUGACAGAGACGGACCUGGAGCAGUUCAUGUCACAGUGUCAGGACGUGCUGUCUGGCGUGUACAGGGUCUCGUGUAAGGACUGUCUGGGGCUGGAGGACAUGUUUCAGGACAUGGCCCGAGUCCUGCAUCAGGAGUCUGUUUCCCGCAUGACGAUGCGCAGGGACCUGGUGCGCCCAGGUGAAACACCAGACAGAGAGGUGGUGCCUGAGAAACGCAGGUGCUGCUGAUGCUGCCGACUGGACUAGAACAGACUUUAAGAGAUUACGUAAUACACAUCUGGUCAUGUGUAAGCAGAAUAUGGUGAUGUAUCAUCACGAUGUCACCUCUUUAUACUACACAUCAUGAUGUGUGAUCAUCAUUAUGUGUGAUCAGUAGCUUGAGCUGAUCUCUGUGCCAGCUUUGCUGGAGCCAGAACGACACUUUAAAGACUUUUGGUGCCAGAUGUGGCUCGGUGCUGCUGGAAAAAUUACCUGGGACCAACAUUGGGCCAAUCUUGGGCCAACAUUGGUUACUUCACACAAACAAGAUGCACUAAUAAAUUUUGGUGCUCCAUAUCAAAAGAAAAGAAUUUUUUGCUCAUACACUAUAGUACUUCGUAGAAAAAUGUAUCCUUUAAAGCAAUUGUUUUGUGGGAAAAUGUUUAUGAAGUCUAAAUAAUUUUCAUUAUUCACAAAAAAGUUUUAGUUUGCCACAUACAUUUAUAACUGAAACAAGGUUAUUGGCUGUUAUUACAAAAUAUUUAUCUGACAUGGAAAAAUUUCUAAGCCUAUAAUAGUAUAGAGAAACAGAAAGUAGAGCAAUGUUGAGAGCUUUCAUAAGUCAGAGAGUUAACCAGCAAAAAUCUGGCAGCAAUUUUUUUAAUGUGAUGUUGUCAUUGAAUCUAACAGUGCAGCUAUAUAUAUCACAGCUGGGCACCUUCACCAGCUACCAGCUAUGUAGCAGCUGUAACCAAUCAGCUUUUACUGGGUAUAUCAGGUCUAUCAUGGCCACUGAGUCCUAUCUUGUAGCUUGUGAUCAGGUGGUUUGUAACUUUUAUCUUUUUAUUUUGUGUUUCUCUAUGCCCAUUCUCCAUUGAACUUUACAUUAGUGGGUAAAUUAAUUUUCACUAACUUAGUAGAAGCUGGAAACAAAAAAAAAAUAAAAUUAUAUUUAAUUAAAUUGUAAUUUUGAUAUAUUUUAGAAUUAAUGUUUUAAAUUUUUUUUUCACAUUUGAUUUAAAAAGAGAUUGGUUUAAACACAUUUUAUUUAAUUUAUUUAUCAAUGGGAUGAUGAAUUAGAAUGGAAGGUGUUCCAGCUUUGAAGAUUGUGACACAUGUACCUGACAUUAUUCUCAGUGUAUGAUAGGCUCAUGUAAGCAUUGUAACGUGCCCCUUUGAGAUUUAUUUAUUCAUUAUAAAUAAUAGUCUUGUAUUUAUUUUGUGAAUGUUAAGUGUUUUUUAUUGCAUUAAUA
Messenger RNA from Physella acuta, 2289 nucleotides. Its product is annotated as ras-related protein Rab-35. The record is from RefSeq and is a predicted model, not a curated record. NCBI's taxonomy places the organism in Eukaryota, Metazoa, Mollusca, Gastropoda, Physidae. Gene Ontology annotation, molecular function: GTP binding; GTPase activity.